Venustampulla echinocandica is the source of this 804-nucleotide messenger RNA. RefSeq lists its product as uncharacterized. Bases 1 to 804 code for a protein of 267 amino acids. The record is from RefSeq and is a predicted model, not a curated record. The transcript has a single exon. Lineage: Eukaryota; Fungi; Ascomycota; Leotiomycetes; Helotiales; Pleuroascaceae.
AUGUCAAUGCCACCGCCAGUGUUGCUCCCCUCGGUGACGGGAUUUUCCCAACGGGUCAUCAAUGUCCUUCUCAUCAACCCCAAUGGAACCUCGUCUAUGACAGAUGCCUGCCUCCGAUCACUGGAAUCUACGCUGCCGCCUCACUGCACGGUGAGCGGCUUUACCUGUUCCCAUCCGGCACCGUCAGCUAUCGAGGGCCAUCUUGAUGGAGUGUUAUCUGCCGCUGCCGCAAUCCGCGCGGUAGCUCCCAUUGCCGCCAACUACGAUGCGUUCCUGGUUGCGUGUUUCAGCGCUCACCCGCUCAUCAACGCUCUCCGGGAGGAGGUUACUGGUCCUGUAAUCGGCAUCAUGGAAGCUGCGCUGUAUUCGGCUCGAAUUCUCGGCGGCCGUCUCGGUGUUGUUGCAACUGGCGGGAGGAGCAAGAUCAUGCACGAAGAUGCUAUCAGAUACUACGGUCUGGAUGCUUUUUCCGUGGGCUGCGAGACGUCGAACCUAGGCGUUCUCGAGUUGGAGAGGCUGCCUAGGGACAAAGUUCUCGACCUGGUCAGCGAAGCCGCAAGAAGAUUGGUCCAAGAGAAGGGCGCCGAUUGCCUCGCGUUGGGGUGUGCUGGCAUGACAGAGAUGAAGAUUAGAUGUGAGGAGGCAGUUGGUGCCAAAAACGCUGUCGCACAAGUGAUUGAUGGCGUUGGAGUUGGAGUUCAGAUCUUAAUUGGACUUGUGAGAGAAGGUCAUGUAACUGCUAAGGGCGGGAUCUUCAGAAGUGCUCCAGACGGACGAAAAGCACGAGGUCAAGAUUGGUUGUGA